GCACUCUCUAGGCUUGGUUGUCUACUUAAUCUAUUAUAUUGAAUCGAUCGGUCGAUUGUCUCACCCUGUCCUUGACACUUGUCUCACUGCUUGCCCCAUACAAUAGUAUUCUUCAGUUGACAGGACAACGACCGCAUAUUUUAUCCUGCUGGCAGGACGACCUUAUCCCACAUUCUUUACACGGGGAACAUUCAGGAAACUCUCAUCUGGUAUCCGAGCACGACGUACUCCUCAUAUCUUUGUCGCCUCCCUCUUCAUUUUGUCGGCGCCUUCCCCGACUCCUCUCUUCUAAUCUCCAGUCUAUCUUCACGAUAUCACAAUAUUGCCAAGAUGGAUUUCAACCGAGCAGCACUGCAAGAGUUCAUCACCCAACCGGUCUCACGGGAGAUGGUUGCUCAUCUGGCCCAACAAGCUGCACAGGUCAUCCGCUGUGAAUCCCAUGUGACAACAACCGCAACCACACAGCAUGCUUAUGGGCAACAUACACCUCCAAGCACUCCGCCGAUGGAGGAUGCCGAUCAGCAGUACCCCCGAUUACCGUCAGUCGAGGCGUUUAUCACUUCUUUGGUCACUCGUUCCCAGGUUCAGGUGCCGACCUUGAUGACAACCCUAGUUUAUCUCGCCCGCCUGCGUGCCCGUCUUCCCCCGGUCGCUAAGGGCAUGCGCUGCACUGUUCAUCGCAUCUUUCUUGCCUCGCUCAUUAUGGCCGCUAAAAACCUGAACGACUCUAGUCCCAAAAACAAGCACUGGGCCCGCUACACCACCGUCAAGGGCUAUGACGACUUUGGCUUUUCGGUUCCAGAGGUCAACCUUAUGGAGCGACAGCUCUUGUUCCUCCUAGACUGGGAGACCCGAGUUAACGAGGCGGAUCUUUUCAUCCAUUUCGAGCCUUUCCUCGCCCCGAUUCGCUAUCGUCUCCAGGAACGCGAAGCCAAGAUGCACCAGCCCCGCGAGUGGCACCGAUUCCAGGCCUCUGCUGAGCUCCUGGCAUGCCGUCUCCGUCGCCAGAAGCUGGAGGCUCGCCUGGAGGCCCGUCGCCGCCUUCCUCCAAGUCCCCAGUCAUCCGCAUCACUCUCAUCAAUGUCGUCGUCCUCGAGUCUUCAAAGCGACGCUGGUGCUUUCGUGCCUGACACCGACCGAUACCAGCCCUAUCCUCCUCGGCGACGACCAUCGAACCGCAGCCGCACAUCUGUGUCUCCUCCCUCAGUUCAGGAAGUCCCUGGCCUCUCUCGGACUGAGACUGUACCCACACUCUGCUCGCGAUCCUCUAGCGUCGCGCCCAGCACAAGAAGCAACACGCCAGCUAGCCUGCGCCCCUCGAGCUCAUACAACAGCAUGGAGGACGUCCAGGUUGUUGAUAGCCCGGGCCUGAGCAAUGGAUACGUCCACCUUCCCUCAAUGAUGAUCCCCACGGACGUGGCAAAAAACGACGAGCUGCAGCAGCCGAGCAAGAAGAUGCGAAUGAGCGGCCACAGUGGCAGCAGCGGGUUUGUGGCGCGCUUCUUGGCGUCAGCUACGGGCACCUAUAUGGGCCACCGGAUGCGGCCUCGUGUUUAGCGCACUGUGUCGCUUCCCCAACCCAACAACCACUGACAGUCCUUUAUCCAUCCUGCGCUGUUUGAGACUUUGAAGUUUGAAGUUUGAGCUGGCCUCACAGACAC
Molecule: messenger RNA, 1661 nt
Organism: Aspergillus versicolor CBS 583.65
Lineage: Eukaryota; Fungi; Ascomycota; Eurotiomycetes; Eurotiales; Aspergillaceae
Product: cyclin family protein
Exons: 1
Coding region: 331-1557 (408 amino acids)
Biological process (GO): regulation of cyclin-dependent protein serine/threonine kinase activity
Cellular component (GO): nucleus; cyclin-dependent protein kinase holoenzyme complex
Molecular function (GO): cyclin-dependent protein serine/threonine kinase regulator activity; protein kinase binding
Source: RefSeq, a predicted model, not a curated record